Ostrinia furnacalis (Asian corn borer) is the source of this 3439-nucleotide messenger RNA. It is a transcript of the gene Smg5, whose product is annotated as Smg5 nonsense mediated mRNA decay factor. Lineage: Eukaryota; Metazoa; Arthropoda; Insecta; Lepidoptera; Crambidae. The coding region runs from base 186 to 3104 and encodes 972 amino acids. Gene Ontology annotation, biological process: nuclear-transcribed mRNA catabolic process, nonsense-mediated decay. Gene Ontology annotation, molecular function: telomeric repeat DNA binding; protein binding; telomerase RNA binding. The transcript has 4 exons. The record is from RefSeq and is a predicted model, not a curated record. Gene Ontology annotation, cellular component: telomerase holoenzyme complex.
UCCCUAUUUGGUCUGUGCUUUGUUUUGUCACGAAAAAUUUCCUACAAUUUUUUACAAAAUCGAGAUCAAAAGUUUAUAAUGACGUUGGAGAAAUGGUUGAUAUGAGUAAUAAAUCAGACAUUCAAGACAUAUAUCUAACAAUUUCACAAUCAAUAUCUUGACAAGGAAGUAAAAUGACUUGAAAAAUGAAGAACGGAUGUAACGACUUAUCUGAGGCUAAAGUUGCAGAACGCAAUGAGAAGGCCAAAAAACUUUAUCGCUAUGUAACUGAUGUAGCAAGACGUAUCAGCGAAAGGACCAGCACUUGCCGAUCCAUUCCUGAUCUUUUCUCCACCUCUACAGAAGUUCAAAGGCAGAAACUCCGAGAUAACUGCGAAAAGCUACUUUUUCUUGACCCAGUAGAAUAUGGGAAAAAAUGUCUGGAACUAUUGUGGCGUAAGGUGUACUACGACACCGUGUGCACCGCGAAAAAGCUAAGAGAAGUGGACAAUGAGAAUGAUAGCUACCUGUUUACCCACAUUAUUUGUGGAAUAGGUCAUUUCCAUCACUUCAUAGCAAGAAUUCAAUCAGAAUUUAAAGUUGACUUCAAGGACUUGGAUUACACAAUGUUGCCACAAGAUGAAGAAGGUGAUGAAAUAAAUACAACACCUACUGAAGAACUGUUGCAGUUUGGCCGCUCUGCCCUCCACUCAUGCUUGAUAUAUCUGGGGGACCUGAGCCGCUACCAGGUUGAGAUAUUUCAGUCCCUUGAUCCAUCAAUAGCAGCUCGCUACUACCUCCAAGCUGCUCAUGUUGACUUGUGCUCUGGCAUGCCAUAUAAUCAACUGGGGAAUUUAUACAUGGAUAAAAACUAUAACUUAGACUCUGUCUGUUACUAUAUCCAAUGUCUCAGUACUGAAGCCCCAUUUGAGGGAGCAAUGGGCAACUUGACUAAGAUUUUUGAAAAGAACAAUCAAUUCACUGAGACAAUUAACAUCUCCGAAUUCCCUUCACAAGGAGAGCAUGUACAAAAUACAAUUUCAAACUUUCUUUCUUUGAUUGAGAUAUGGUAUCUUGGAAAAGAUGACACAAACAUACCACAAAGGUGCAAUACAAUUGCUCAACAACUUAAAGUUUGUAUGGACUUUACUAAGGCUCCUUUGCCAGAUAUCAAUAAAAAUUAUAUGGAAUACACUCAGGCCAUUGAGGAAGAAGGUGUUAAUCCAACAUAUUUGAAUGCUAACCUUGUGCAUAAAAUGGUACAGAUAUGCUUAUUCACAAUGUCCAGAAUGAUGGAAACUGAUGAAGUUAAAGCAUUUGCUUGCAAAGCAUUUACUCUUGCAUUACUUUCACAACUCCUACAAAAAUUAUUAAAACAAAUUGAAUUACUUGGAUUGAAAAAUCCUGCAAGUAAGUACAGGGCAAGAAGAAUGCUGGUUCAAGAAACUGAGUCAGUUGAAGAUGAAGUGGAGUCUGUGCAGGAAAAUCCAAUAGUUGAAGACACAAUUGAAAUAAAUGGAAAUAAUGACAGCUGUGAAGAGCUUCACUUUAAGGAGGUGCCUUCUGAUGGGGAUGGUGAUCCUGAGAAGUUGCAGAAUGGAGAUGCGAAAAAUGGCAGAAAGUCGUUAAAAAGACGCAGGCGACGCCGACUGGCUUCAUCAGAAAGCUCGGACGUGAGCAAUGCAGACACAGAGAGCAGUGAAGUUGAAACUGAUGAAUCUUGUUCAGAUGAAGAACUGUCUGAUUCUACAUACCCAUCAGAAGACGAAUCCAAAAGUGAUGCCUCUGACACUGAGGCUUCUGAUGUAGAGGAGGUAAAUAAGCAAAAUGGAGACAUAGAGGAGUCUGCCAAGGAACCAGUAGGAAUUAAUGGAAAACAUCCCCCGAAAUCUUUUGGUGAUAAAAGGGAUUCUAAAGACAAACCAGCUGAACUAAAUGAACUUGGAAUUCAGAAUUUUCUGCUUGGAGAUAACUACUUAGCUAGUAUCAAAUUGUUACAAGAUUGGCUUUAUGCAGAGAAAGAUUUAAUUAUGUCGUGUGGUGACAGUGGGGAGUCCCUCUUUCAAUGUGUAGUAGAUUUGCUCAACAUACUUACAUUCUAUUUCAAUCCUAAAUCAAAUUACAUUAAUGAAAACAAGAGUAAGAUAUUAAAUUAUGCAAAGUAUACUGCCAGAAACCUCAAACUGGAGUACAAAAGUAUUCCUCUAUCUGAAGAUGUCAACUUACGAGGAACAAGCAUUUGCAAGUUUGACAAACAUGCAGCCGAGUGGCAAACACUGGACAGAUACAAACCGUCCCAAUAUGAAGAGAAUAUAAUAAGAAUUAUGAAUUUCAUAGAUUUCGGGAACCAUAUCGCAAAAAUCGUGCCAAGAAUCAGAUUCAACAGGUCCAUGAAGAUAUUUUACUUCAAGAAACUGCAUCCCCCAAAGGUCAACACUAAGGUUAGCCACAAGAAGGUUCGCGAAUGGCACAACACUAAGAAAAAUAAUGAGGCGGCGCCGGGCGGGCUGCUGCGGCGCCUGGGCCGGCUGUGGCUCACGGCGCAGGUGCGCGAGCUGGAGCGCCGCGCGCCCGCCGCGCCCUCGCUGCUGGCGCUCGACGCCGCCGCGCUCGCGCACCACCUGCGCCGCGUCAAGCAGCUGUGGCGCGCGCGCAGCUUCGUGCUGCUCGUGCCCGCCGUCGUGCUUCAAGAGCUGGACGAGAUGAAGCGGACGGACAGCGGCGCGCGCGACGCCAUCCGCUGGCUGGAGCUGCAGCUGCGCAGCGGCUCGCGCUUCGUGCGCGCGCAGCGGCCGGGCCAGGCGCGCCCGCUACCGCUGCUGCGGCUGCCGCGCAAGGCGCCGCCGAGCGCGCACAACUUCGUGCAGAUCCUCGAGUUCUGCAACCACUUCGUGGGCGACGAGCGCGGCCGCGAGGGCGAGGGCGACGCGGACGCGCUGGUGCUGCUGGUGGGCGAGGCGCCGGCGGCCGCCGACCCCGGCCCGGCGGGCGCCGACUCCGGUCCGGCGGCGGCCGACUUCAGCCCGGCGGGCGCCGCCGCCGCCGCCGGCGUGCCGCUGGAGCGCGUCGCCGACUUCUACGCGCGCUGGCGCCACGCCGCGCCCAAGAACGGCAAGAAGAGGUGAGCGGGCCCCCCGCCGGAAUGAGGUCUCGCCAGCGCCGAAAGGAAAAGACGACGCUCUUCACUUUCGAAAACGAAUGAAUCAUCCCGUUCGGAAGGACAACGAUCGGCAUCAUCGGGCGCCAUGCCGCGACGGCAGCGCGAGUAUCGUGUUCGAUAUCAAUAGUUUACUUUUACAGGACGGGCCGUGGACGCGUGUCCGGCCUUUUAAAUGUUGUUCCGAAUUUAAUGUUUAGGUAAUAAAAUAACAUUCUCAUCGAUCGUAAUCAUCCUUCCUCUCUCAUACGCUAUCGUUCAUAAUCAUGGUGUCAUAUUUACGGUCAUCGCCGUUUCACUUCA